CUCCCGAGUCCCUUUGUUCCCUCCCCAUUCACCGAAUGACUUGAGCCACCACCUCAUUUCUUCGGGUCCGAGGUCGCCGGGACCUCGGCCAGCCUCCCGCGCUUGGGACGUGAAGCUCGCGCAGAGCUAGCGCGUCGGCGUGGUUACCGCCGGCAGCACCGCACCUCCUUCCGGCCGACCCGCCUCCCGGUACUGUGGUCGGGUCUCUGGUCACCCCGCUCUCUCCCUCCCUGGUUCCUUGAAGAUCUUGAAUGCCACCUUUUGUUGAACAUCUCGAAUAGCAUCCGGUUCUAGAAAGAUGGCUAGAGGGGAGAAGGCUAGUGUUUUGAAGUUUUUUUCUAUACACCCGGUAAAAUCAAAAGUAGCAGAGCCUUACUUCAGAUUUAUGGACAAGAAGUUAUCAUUGAAAUUAAAUGGUGGCAGACAUGUCCAAGGAAUAUUGCGGGGAUUUGAUCCCUUUAUGAAUCUUGUGAUAGAUGAAUGUGUGGAGAUGGCGACUAGUGGACAACAGAACAAUAUUGGAAUGGUGGUAAUACGAGGAAAUAGUAUCAUCAUGUUAGAAGCCUUGGAACGAGUAUAAUGGCUGUUCAGCGGAGAAACCCACGUCCUCUCUCCAUAGGGCCUGUUUUACUAUGAUGUAAAAAUUAGGUCAUGUACAUUUUCCUAUUAGACUUUUUGUUAAAUAAACUUUUGUAACAGUCAGAAAUGUUUCUCAGAUGUUCUGAAUAUAGAAUAUUUGCUCUCAUUCCAUUUUUUCUGACAUGAAUUUUCCUGGUUGACACUGAUUUAAAAGGGUUUUAUGCAUUAAAGUGGAUGAAUGUUGUUAAAUGUGAAACAUGGCAAGGA
Callithrix jacchus (white-tufted-ear marmoset) is the source of this 846-nucleotide messenger RNA. RefSeq names its product small nuclear ribonucleoprotein polypeptide G (gene SNRPG). NCBI's taxonomy places the organism in Eukaryota, Metazoa, Chordata, Mammalia, Primates, Cebidae. Gene Ontology annotation, biological process: mRNA splicing, via spliceosome; spliceosomal snRNP assembly. Gene Ontology annotation, molecular function: RNA binding. Gene Ontology annotation, cellular component: precatalytic spliceosome; catalytic step 2 spliceosome; U1 snRNP. The record is from RefSeq and is a predicted model, not a curated record.